Molecule: messenger RNA, 1698 nt
Organism: Mycosarcoma maydis (corn smut)
Lineage: Eukaryota; Fungi; Basidiomycota; Ustilaginomycetes; Ustilaginales
Exons: 2
Coding region: 1-1698 (565 amino acids)
Biological process (GO): transmembrane transport
Molecular function (GO): transmembrane transporter activity
Source: RefSeq, a predicted model, not a curated record
AUGGAGAACACCAAGACGCAAGAGGUCGACGUCGGCCUUCAGGCCGAUAUCAAGCGCGAAAAGACCAAUGAGCACGUCAAGGCUGCCAACCCGGGCCAGCUGGAAAAGCAGGUCAGCCCUAACUCGGAUCUUGCCGUUCGCCCCGAUAGCGAGGCGGUUGAUGACAUGUAUGAGCGCAAGGUCUACAUCCUCAACAAGGUGCUCAACGAGCACAUCGGCAUGGGCAAGGUUCAAUGGCAGCUUUUCCUCCUCUCUGGCUGGGGCUGGAUGGCCGAUAACCUGUGGCUCCAAGGAGUCGCCAUUAUUCUGCCUCAAGUCUCGCGUGAAUUCAACAUCCAGAGCAACAUUCGCUGGAUGACGUUUGCGCUCUACUGCGGUCUUAUCUGUGGCGCUGCCAUUUGGGGUGUUUUGGCGGAUGUCAUCGGCCGUCGUCCCUCAUUCAAUAUUACCCUCUGCAUCGCUGGCAUCUUCGGUAUCGCCGCCGGUGGCGCACCUAACUUUGUCGGUCUUGGCGGCCUCCUCGCCGCUCUCGGUUUCGGUCUCGGCGGCAAUCUCCCAGUCGACGGUAUGAUGUUUCUCGAAUUCAUCCCCGCUAACAGACAGUACCUGCUCACGCUGCUCUCUGUCUUUUGGGCGCUCGGACAGCUGCUCGCUUCGCUCGUCGCAUGGGCUUUCAUUGCCAACUAUUCGUGCGACGGCUACGAGAGCAACACGCCCGGCACCAACACUGUCCCUUGCGACGUUUCGCGCAACAUGGGCUGGCGAUACACGUUCUAUACGCUCGGUGCCCUCACCUUUGUCAUGUUCAUCGCCCGCUUCUUUGUCUUUCGUCUUCCCGAAUCGCCCAAGUUUUACUUGUCAAAGGGCAUGGAUGCUGAGGCCGUCGCUGUGCUCAAGGAGAUCGCCCGCAGGAACGGCAAGCCGCUCGGCGAUGACAUUAUCUCGGUCGAAAUCUUCAGGUCAGCUGCUGGCCAAGAGGCAGAUAUGGACGUCCGUUCCGUCGAAGACGAGCCCACUGGUUUCAAGGCGAUCAUCUCUGCUCCUCGCCGCAUGCUGAAGAGUUUCGAACACGUAUCGUUCACCCCCGACCUCUCGCACGUCAGGCCCCUGUUUUACGGCUGGAGGAUGGCGACCACCACCACCAUCCUAUGGAUUCUCUGGUCGCUUAUCGGUCUCGCCUAUCCUCUCUACAACGCCUUCCUGCCCAUUUACCUGUCAGAAGCACAGGGCGUCGAGGAUACUUCUUCGGUCGACACGACCUACCGCAACUAUGCCAUUAUUUCGAUUUGCGGUAUUCCCGGCUCCAUUAUCGCCGCAUGGCUGGUCGAGCUCCCCAGGUCUGGACGUCGCGGCGCUCUCGGCAUCGGCACCAUCUUGACUGGCGUCUUCCUUUUCCUGUUCACCACCGCCUCGAACGAAGGCGCCGUGCUCGGUUUCAACUGUGCUGCCGCCGUGGUGCAGAACAUCAUGUAUGGUGUCCUUUACUGCAUUACUCCCGAAGUGCUUCCCGCUCCUCAUCGAGGAACUGGCGAUGGUAUCGCUGCCGCCCUCAACCGUAUCUUUGGUGCGAUGGCGCCCAUCAUCGGCAUCUACGCAGGUGGUACCGCACCACUCUACGUCGCUGCAUCACUCUUCCUCUUCUCGGGUGUUCUCGCCUUCUUCAUCCCACUCGAGUCGCGAGGAAAGUCUGCACUCUGA